CUCGCUAAAAUGCAGACGACACUAUGGCGACUUCUCGGGCCUAUUCAUCCAUGCCAAGAUAUCGGAUGAUGUCUUCCGAUUGUAAUUGCUCGUUGAACCUUCAGAGAGAGGGGUUGUAAUUGAGAUGAACUUUUGUUCUUAUGUAGGCCAAGACUGCCUUUGGAUGUGCUGAGGAGAGCUUUCCGGUCCUGAUGUUCGUGGAUAGUGGGGACACUGAAGAUCAGUUUGCUUGUGGUAUAGCUCUCCACAAUGCUUGGAGGUUAAAUCGAGAGAGCUGUCUUUCCCAAAGUGCUCCCACAGCCAAAGUUCUCAAUGGCAGCUAUUCCGGCGUGUACAGCGAUGUUUAUGAUCAAGACUUCUUCCUUGGUAUCCCAUUCGCUCAACCUCCAGCAGGAGACCUACGAUUCCGUCAAGCACAAUCACUUAACACCUCUUUCUCGGAGACCAGAAACGCAACAGCAUAUUCUCCAGAAUGUAUCGGUUAUGGUAGCGAUGAUUGGGUCCUUGGAAAUGAUGUCUCAGAAGACUGUUUGACUCUGAACGUCAUUCGUCCUAGCGGAGCAGCCAAUCUUCCUGUUGGGGUUUGGAUCUAUGGCGGUGGAAACACAGAGGGUGGAAAUUCGGAUCCACGAUAUAACCUCUCGUUCAUCGUGCAGCAGUCUGUAUAUGCUCGUUCGCAGUUCAUUGGUGUCAGCAUCAACUACCGUGUCCAAGCUUGGGGGUUCCUCUUUGGACAAGAGGUGAUGGACGCCGGGUCCGCUAAUAUGGGCGUGAGAGACCAACGUUUGGCCCUACAAUGGAUUCAAGAAAAUAUUGCUGCUUUCGGAGGCGAUCCAACGAAGGUGACAAUCUGGGGUGAAAGUGCUGGUGCAAGUGGGGUUGGUAUGCAACUCAUUGCAUACGGAGGAAGGGACGACAAGCUGUUCAGAGGAGCAAUAGCUGAGUCUGGAGGGCCAACAGGUUCCAGCAAAUACUUAUCUCCAGCACAAUGGCAACCAUACUAUGACAAGAUUACAAACGCGACAAACUGCAGUUCAGUAGCUGAUUCGCUUGACUGCUUGAGAAAGCUUCCGACGGAUGUACUCAGCAAUGUGCUGAAUAGCUCAGUCACAACAGGAGCGUCUUGGGGACCACAAAUCGAUGGAGACUUUCUGCAAGAGUCUGGCACGACUCAAGUUCUGACCGGCAAAUUCGUCAAAGUUCCCUUCCUGACAGGUCGAAACCACGAUGAAGGCACAUCGUUCGCCACAAAAGGCAUCAACACAACAGACGAAUUCCUCGCAGAUGUCAUGUCAGCUGGACCAGACAAUGCCACAGGACUUACAAUUGCAGCUCUGUAUCCCGAUAUACCCAGCAUCGGCAUCCCGGGCACACUCGCCGGUCGACCACCACCAUCUCAAGCCUCUCUCGGUGCGCAGUGGAAACGAGCAUCAUCGUACACCGGAGAUCUGAGACAACACGCACCUAGACGGCUCGUCACCCAGAGCUGGGCAGCCCACAACAUAACAGCAUAUAGCUAUCUCUUCAACGUCUUCACCAACGGAUUCGAUGCCACGAUCGGAGUAACCCACUUCACAGAAGUAUCUUUCGUGUUCAACAACAUCUAUGGGAACGGAUACAACAACUCUGUAGCCUCAGAUCCGUUCGAGAAUAAGCCGGAGACGUACAUGCAAGUUGCGAAGAUGAUGUCUAGGAUGUGGGCGAGUUUUAUUGUGGAUUUGAAUCCAAAUAACGCUGGAUACGGCUGUAUCGAGUGGCCGAAAUACACGCUUGAUGAUCCAAGAAACAUCGUUUUUGAUGCGAAUGUGACUGGUCUCGCAUACAUUGACCCGGACAUUUAUCGUGCAGAGGGGAUCGCCUAUAUUCAGAGCCACUUGAACACAACAUAUGGUAGAUGA
Messenger RNA from Mollisia scopiformis, 1898 nucleotides. RefSeq names its product carotenoid ester lipase-like protein precursor. Gene Ontology annotation, molecular function: carboxylic ester hydrolase activity. The coding region runs from base 192 to 1898 and encodes 568 amino acids. The transcript is spliced from 3 exons. Lineage: Eukaryota; Fungi; Ascomycota; Leotiomycetes; Helotiales; Mollisiaceae. The record is from RefSeq and is a predicted model, not a curated record.